ACACACAUUUCCCUAUAGAGACAAACACACACACUGCCCUGAGAAAAGUACCGGAACAGCAGCAGUAGCCUUGAAACAGAACACCUUGUUACCUCACUAAAUGUCCUGAUAUCACCUCCUCUUUAAAAACACACAGGCGUAUUUCCCACAGCUGCAGGUAAGGGUGGCGUAUCAGCAGCAGGUAUUAUUUCAACACAUAUUCGUAAACAAAAACAAAGAAAACAAUGUUCACACCUUGAAAUGCAAAUACCCUGCUUCCCCUCUCCACUCACUGAGACACCGUUUCAAAUGACAUCCGCUUGGUAAAAAAAGACUAAAUAUCCAGAUACCAGUACGAGAUGACAGGGUUGAAGGGCAACGCUUCCUUUUGAACUGCAUUCAUUCGCUGGUCCACUCCAGCAAUGGAACCCGACAAAGAGUCAUAUAAAACGGCCGUGUCCCAGCUGUAAAGGCAGCAUGUGUGCUCUGUGUCAUUGGCCAGAAACACAGAAUACAUCUAUGUAACAAAUAUUAAGAGAAUGGGUCAAUUGUUCUGUCUCUGACCAUUCCCAGCCCAAGGCUCUAUUGUGAGUAUUGUACAACAGUCAGGUUAGGCUCACUUGUUUACACAGUUCCUUCAUUGUACACAGGUAUGCAGCUAUGUGAACUACAAGCACAGAUGUUGGAAAGUAGAAACGGAGAAGAACAUCUGACUGAAUAUGGGUAUAAAAAUAACAUUAGAAUGAGCAUGUGUUACUAUAUCAGAAUAAAACUCCAAACAGUACAUAGGUAAGAAUAGUAACUAGUAUUUAAAGAGGGGCAGCGUUCAGUUUGACAGAGCGUUGUUCGAAUUUAUCCGCAGUAAAAAAAAAGCUUGUGAAUCUACAAUUGUAGAUGCUAACGCAGCACAUGCACACACAGUGCAAACUAUAUGAACAACACAAAAAGCAGCAUGCAUUUAUUAUUAGUGCAGAAAAUGUGGGAAAGUCAUUAACAGAAUGCUCUUAAUUAUGGAUCGUUAAUGAGUCAAUUCCAUUUUGUCUUAUUAUGGGAAACCAUGCAGUCUAAGUGUAUACGAACUCUACUCCUUGACAUUCUAACAGAUAUUUGAUCUCCCCAAUGUGGUGGAACAUUAUGCAUUGACUGGCUCACUCAUGCUUUUUGAAUAUGAUCCACAUCUGCAGUAAAAUGAAAACAUAAAAUCAUCCCUUUCAGGUACUGAUAAAAUAAAAUAUUAUAAAUAAUUAUUAAUAGGGACAGACAAAGGAAGAAUGCACUUACGCAAGCCCUAAACAUGUUAUCUUGUAAUACAGAAAGCGAUACUAUAUCUCAACAUAUUUACUUCUAAUCUACAGCUUGGAAGCUUUUUACUGAUAGAUUGUUCCAUUACUGCCAGUGUUCAUUUGUGGACACAUUCAUUAACAAUACCCCCUGCCUGGAAUAACAACUUCAGUGAAAGUUCAAACACUCCUCAAUAAUAUGUAUAAGUACACAAUAGUACACGUAUGUGUCUUUAAACAAAGUCAUAGGGGCCAUAUCAGGCCAAAAAAUGAGCAAAACCCAAUCAAUUUAGAGGUACACAUUUCAACUGAGUAGUCCCCAGGAUACAAUGUGUCCCAGAGAAAGCAGACCUUUUGCUCCCUAGGCGGCACAAAGAAAUGAUUACCAGGAUUAGUCAGAUUAGUUAAAGUGCAGCAGCAUGAAGGAACAUUUACAUAGCUGCUAUGUCCCCUUGAAGGGCAUUGCUAACCCUCAAGGAAUUCAGCCAAUAAAGGACACACGCUGUGUGUUGCUACAGUAGGUGGUUGAGAGUCUCACUGCGAUAGGGGCCAGGGAACAAUUGUCUGUAAAUUCUACAUAUUUUGUACAGCUGGGUCACUUCAAACAAGUUUCAAAAGCAUAAAGAAACGUACACAAGGGUGGCCAUAAUCCAACAAGAGUCAUAAAAGCGAUAAAUGACACAAGUGUUUUUUUUUUUUUUAAUUCCCUUAUUGUCCUGAUGUUGAGGUUAGCACACCACGUAGAACAGCAACAUGCAGGAUGAAAAACUGCCCCUUACCCUGUGUGGCUGCUAUUUUAUGUUGUCGGACAACACGGAGGGGUUUCUGGAAUGCAGUUGGCUGCCUUUUACUUUACAAAGCUCCGGUUUCAACUGGGAUGAUGCUAAAACCAGUGUGUGUUUUAUCUCAUUUUUCACUUGAAAUAAAUAAAUCAUAAUUUGAAUGCUGGGAAAGCGCAACACUUCUCACCCUGUAUGUGCUGAAUAUUACACAUAUUGCACAGGAUGCCCAUAAUGUAGAACCAUCUGAACCAAAACAGCAAAAAAUAAAACUGCCCCCCUCUCAAAUGUAGGGUCAACCAGAGGUUAUUUAAUCAUUAAGCUCUAGCACUCUGCCUGGCAGUGGUGGGUGCAUGUACUGUAUUUACAGACACUCUCACUCCAAACCCAAGAGACAAGUUAAAUAAUCUCAAACCAGCCUCGCUGCACAUGGACGAGGGGAGAAAGACACGUUAGAGAGAGAGAGAGAGAGAGAGAGAGAGGUUACAAUAUACAUACAGAUUUAUUACUCAGCAACCAAUGCUACGCUUUAUUGAAUGAACAACUGCAUGUGACAAAUUAAAAUAUACAAAAGUGAGGACACACACACACACACAGUUUUUCAGAGACAGAGAAUGUACCCGCUGGAUGACUGGGUGACUUAUUCUCUUUUAAUUGGGUUAAAGACAUUAGUUUUAAAACACACCCCCAGCCUCAUGAGGAAACUACCAAUAAACAAGUCAGGCAGAAAGAAAGAAAGAAGAAGACAGUAUUCAUGUACAACAGCAAACAAAACAUCUGGAGCAAGAGGUGAAAACAGAGGAAGCGAAAAGCUGAAGGAAUAUAUUGAUACAGAGCAGCAUUGAAUAUUUAAGUGGGAUUUUUUUUAAUAUUUAAGAAUAGAAACAAAGGCACAGGCCAGCUGACUGACUGACUGCUGAGUCACUGAAUCAUGUUGCUCCUACGCACCUGCUGCUAAUAUUCAAUCUUUCCUUUCGGACUGGGAUUAACAUUUUCAUCAGGUAAUUUUAGCAACGCCAAGUGGGGCUGACCUAUUAUGAUCCAUCUUAAUGCUGCCAAGCUAAGUUUCCUUGUCUGUUUGGGUAUAUGUCUUUGUACCUUAAUGUACAUGAAGACCAAGGUGCCCAGCCCACAAACGGAGGAAGCAGUGUGCGGGAUUCACCCCAAUGAUCUGUGCAUCUCUCUUUUCGAUGACAAGGAGCUUGGGAGCGAAUGUCUGAAGCUCCACAAACUGGAAUCGCUUCUGUUGGGAGCCAAGCUGAACUGCUCCCACUUGGCAGAGGACCUGCAUUUCAUUACCAGCCCUCUAAGCAAAGAGGAGGAAGAGUACCCCCUGGCCUACAUCAUAACCAUCCACAAGGAGCUGGAUAUGUUCGUAAGGUUGCUCAGGGCCAUCUACGCCCCUCAGAAUGUGUACUGCAUCCAUGUGGACAAUAAGUCAUCCGAGGAUUACAAAGCUGCCGUCAGGAGUCUGGCUGACUGCUUCCCUAACGUCUUCCUUGCUUCCACCACGGAGAAGGUGGUAUAUGGAGGAUUCUCCCGGCUUCAGGCCGACAUUAACUGCAUGAAGGACCUGGUGCGCUUCCCGGCGACCUGGAAGAAUGUCAUAAAUCUCUGCGGUCAGGACUUCCCCACCAAAACCAACUACGAGAUAAUUCAGAAGCUGCAGGGCGAGCAGUGGAGGGGGAAGAGUAUAACGCCUGGGGUGAAGCAGCCACACACCAUGAGGUAUAGGACAGAGAACCAACACAAAGAGAUAAUGAACCCAAAGGGCCCCUACGUGCAGCCGCUAAACUUGAAGAAAGGGAGGCCCCCACAUGACCUGGCCCUCUACUUUGGGACAGCUUACUAUUCUCUCACACGGCCAUUUGUAGAAUUCGUCCUACAGGAUCAGCGCGCAAAGGAUCUGCUGGAGUGGUCCAAGGACACCUACAGCCCAGACGAACACUACUGGGUGACACUCAAUCGUUUACCAGGGGCUCCGGGAGCAAACCCAGAAGCAGGAUGGGAGGGCAACAUUCGCUCAAUAAAAUGGAGAGACCAGGAAAAAAUGGUGCAUGACGGGUGUAAAGGGCACUAUAUUCGUGACAUCUGUGUUUAUGGACCUGGGGACUUGAAAUGGGUCAUAGAACAGGACAACAUGUUUGCCAACAAGUUUGAUCUGGAGACCUAUCCUCUUGCUGUGGUCUGCAUGGAGCGCUGGCACCGCCUUAAAGUCCUGGAGCAGGCAAACAUCACCAUAAACCCUGCCUGGCAGCUACAGGAGGAGGGCUACAUCGGAAUGAGCUUCAACACUUCUGUAUAUGCUUCUACACAGGAAGCCACUUGAAAGAUUUUUUGAAAGCUUUCUUAGCAGAGCAGAAAUCAAGCAGAUUAGUAGUAUUAUUUAUUUAUCGUUGUUACAAGAUUUAAAACAAGGAACAUAGGGUUAAGACACCCAAAGAAAUUACAAUGGCAUACUGAAACGCAUUGCACUUCUUCAUAAACUGAAAGAUUACUUGCAAUGCUGAGAAAUGUGUAUACAGCAGACUUCAAAUUACAUUUGCCCCCAAAAAACAGGAAUGUAGAAAAUGUACUGAAUAUUAUUAGUAAUAGUAAUAUUUAUUUAUUUAAAAAAAAAAAUGAAGUUUUACUAUUUUAGGGUAAACAAUAACAAACGUGGUGGAUUUUUUUUGUAUCCCAAGUGGCAUUCAGAGUUUAAUAAAGCAAGAGAGGGGGGCUUUAUUAAACCCAGAAAUAAAACAAUGUAUAUAUUUGUAAUUAUAUUUAACUAAGUGGGUUGCUUGAUUAAGUACUGUGUGGAAAUUGAAAUAUUUUUACCGCUUGCAAAAAGGGAACAGCCUUAUUAUACCACCAACAGCAGUGUAUAAUAAAGAUAUAAUGUAAAAAUAAAUAAUAAUGGAAGAGAUGUAUGAAGGUACUUCUUGCAAACUAAUUAUUUAUUACCACCUUUCACAUUUGAUUAAUUAGUGUGCACUAUUUCGCCAAUGGCACAUAUAUGUUUAUCAAUAAAAUUUCUAGAUACCA
Messenger RNA from Polyodon spathula (Mississippi paddlefish), 5065 nucleotides. RefSeq names its product beta-1,3-galactosyl-O-glycosyl-glycoprotein beta-1,6-N-acetylglucosaminyltransferase 7-like. Gene Ontology annotation, molecular function: acetylglucosaminyltransferase activity. The transcript has 4 exons. Lineage: Eukaryota; Metazoa; Chordata; Actinopteri; Acipenseriformes; Polyodontidae. Bases 3075 to 4367 code for a protein of 430 amino acids. The record is from RefSeq and is a predicted model, not a curated record. Gene Ontology annotation, cellular component: membrane.